Molecule: messenger RNA, 4041 nt
Organism: Loxodonta africana (African savanna elephant)
Lineage: Eukaryota; Metazoa; Chordata; Mammalia; Proboscidea; Elephantidae
Gene: GBP6
Product: guanylate binding protein family member 6
Exons: 11
Coding region: 234-2129 (631 amino acids)
Molecular function (GO): GTP binding; GTPase activity
Source: RefSeq, a predicted model, not a curated record
UCAGACAUAUUCCUCCUAAAUGUCCCAAAUACCAUGAAUUACUUUUCCUUUCAAUUUCAGUUUUACUGCACCAUUCCAUUUACAGGCGUGACUAACAGUCUCUGUUUUUUCAGCUUCCACAAAGGAGGAACACAAAGGUGGGAGGAGGAAAGAGGCAAAGGAGUGAGUGAGAGGCAGCUGAGAACUUGCUCCUGUGAAGUGGAACAGAGGCUCUUCUAGGUCAGCAGGUUACCAUGGCAUCUGGACCCACCAUGAUGGCCCCCAUUUGUCUGGUGGAAAACCAGAACCAGAAGCUGAAAGUGAACCAGGAAGCUGUAGAGAUUCUUGACAAGAUAUCCCAGCCGGUGGUGGUGGUGGCCAUUGCAGGGAUGUAUCGUACAGGAAAAUCCUACCUGAUGAACUGCCUGGCAGGACAGAAAAAUGGCUUCCCUCUGGGCUCCACAGUGCAGUCUGAAACCAAGGGCAUCUGGAUGUGGUGUACGCCCCACCCCUCCAAGCCCGGCCACACCCUGGUCCUUCUGGACACUGAGGGUUUGGGCGAUGUGGAAAAGGGAGACACUAAGAAUGACUCCUGGAUCUUUGCACUGGCUGUGCUUCUGAGCAGCACCUUUGUCUACAACAGCAUGGGCACCAUCAAUCACCAGGCCCUGGAGCAGCUGCAUUAUGUGACAGAGCUCACAGAACUAAUCAGGGCAAAGUCCUCGUCAAGACCUUAUGAAGUAGAAGAUUCCAUAGAGUUUGUGGGUUUCUUUCCAGACUUUAUCUGGAUUGUACGUGAUUUCACUCUGGAAUUGAAGUUACAUGGUCACCCUAUUACAGAAGAUGAGUAUUUGGAGAAUGCCGUGAAGCUGAUUCCAGGCAAAAAUCUCAAAGCCCAAAUAUCCAAUCUGCCCAGGGAGUGCAUCAGGAAUUUCUUUCCAAAAAGGAAGUGUUUUGUCUUUGACCGACCAACAAGUGACAAAAAACUCCUAGCCCAUAUUGAGGAUGUGCCAGAAGGUGAACUGGAUCCUAAUUUCCGAGAGCAAACAAAAAAUUUCUGUUCUUACAUCUUCACCAAUGCAAAGACCAAGACCCUCAGAGAGGGAAUCAUAGUCAACGGGAAUCGCCUGGGGACUCUGGUGGUGACCUAUGUGGAUGCCAUCAACAGUGGAUCAGUGCCUUGUUUAGAGAACGCAGUGACAACUUUGGCCCAACUUGAGAACACAGCAGCUGUGCAGAAGGCAGUCGACCACUACAGCAAGCAGAUGGCUCAGAGUGUGAAGCUCCCCACAGACACUGUCCAGGAGCUUCUGGAUGCUCACACGGCCUCUGAGAAGGAAGCCAUUGCAGUCUUCAUGGAGCACUGCUUCAGGGAUGAAAAUCAAGAGUUCCAGAAGAUGUUUGUGGAAAUCAUAAAGAAUAAAAAGGAGGAUUUCUUGCUGCAGAAUGAAGAGGCCUCUGUUAAAUACUGUUGGGAUAAACUGAAUCAUCUUUCAAAGGCCCUGAUGGAAAAUAUUUCAGCUGGAAUUUUCUUUGUCCCUGGAGGGUUCAAGCUCUACACAGAAAUAAAGGAAAAGAUUGAACAGGACUAUUCUCAAGUGCCCAGGAAAGGAGUAAAGGCAAACGAGGUCCUCCAGAGCUUCCUGCAGUCUCAGGCACCAAUAGAAAAUUCCAUUCUGCAGUCAGACAAAGCUCUCACAAAUGCAGAGAAGGCCAUAGCAGUGGAGCGAGCCAAGAAGGAGGCAGCUGAGAAGGAACUCGAACUUCUAAGACAGAAACAGUUGGAGCAGCAGCAGCAGCAGGAGGCUCAAGAGAGGAGUUUAGAGGAAAACAAGUGCCAACUGAAAGAGAAACUGGAGAAGGAAAGAGAUAACUAUGUUAGAGAGAUGCAAAGGAUAAUGGAGCAUAAGCUGAAGGUCCGGGAGGAUCUGCUUAAUGAAGGAUUUAGAAAGAAAUCUGAAGAGAUGGAUGCAGAGAUAAAUUAUUUGAAAAAUAUUGUUUAUAAGAAUACAAAAAAUAAUGCUCCCUUGAUUGCACAGGCCCUGGACAAAUUUGCCGUUGAAAUCACUUCAAUCCUGUCUGCUCCUGCUAAAUUACUUGGUCAAGUUGUGAAAGGCCUCAGCUCACUGUUUAAAAAGGAUUAUCUGUAGAGGGUUAAGUUGGCUGGGACCUUAGUAGUGACUGAAUUAUAGAAUGUGGGUAUAUGUAUGCUCUGACCUAUUUUUGGUGGUUGUUUUUCACUUCUCUCUAGCAAAGUCUUAAACAUAAAAAGCAUCUACUAGAAGAUACCAGUGCGUGGCACACAUUAGAUAGAAUAAAUGUUGAUUUUAUUAGUUAAUUUAAAGGGAGAGACAAACAGCGCUUUAACACUGGUGUUGGCAAAUUUCAGCCUGUGGGCCAAUUCAGGCCUGCUACCUGUUUUUCCAAAGUUUUUUUGGAACACAGGCAUGCUCAUUUGUUCUUGGCUGCUUUCAUGUCACAAUGGCAGAGUUGAGUAGUUAAAACAAAUGCUGCAUGGUCCAAAAAGCCUAAAAUAUUUAUUACCUGGCUCUUAAGAGAAGAAGGCUGUUACCCUCAGUUUAGAAGACAAAAUAGAGAACAAGAUCAAAUUUGCUGUAGCAGUAAAAAAAUACUUAGAAUAAAUUUAUCAAGAAUGUGACUGCAAGUCACAAAAAGAAUUACACAAAGUAUACAUAUUUAAGUCAGUUUUCCCUAAUUUAUCUGUAAAUUUAAUGUGCUCUGAGACAAAAUAUCAAAAAGAUGUUUUCCUGAAGUUAGGCAUGCUAUCUUCAUAGAAGAAAGUCAAAAAGACAAACAAUACUCUGAAAAGAUAUUUUCAAUUAUUAUCACAGAAAAAGAGCUAAUUUAUUUAAGAUUUAUGGGUAGGUAAUUCACAGAAAAUAAUUAAGAUAUUCAACUUUUAAUUGUUAGAAAACAAAAUUAAAACAUGAUCAUAAAUAUAAUCUUUCAGUUCUCAGAUUGACAAGGAUUAAUACAUCUUUUUUAUAGCAAAUUGUGUUUGAAAGAUUGCAGAAAAAGAGUUACUCUCAUAUGGGAGUACAAACCGUAUAACACAUGUUGAGAAUAAGUCCUAAUAUUUAUUACAUUUCAAUGUUUGUAUACUUUGGUUUAGCACAUUUGCUUUUAGUAAAAUACAUAUGCAAAAUCCUAUACACAAACACAAGAAGUCCAUUGAGACAUUGCUUUUAAAAGAUUGGAAACUAUGUAAUGACCCAUUUACAUGGGAUUUGGUAAUACAAAUUUUAGUUCAUAGGUAUAGUGGAGUAUUAUGUAGCCACUAAAUAAAUUGGAAGUGGAGCACUAUUUGUACUAAUAUAGAACAAUCUCAAAGAUAAAUUCAUAUUAAAAAAAUGAGGUGGAAGAACAUAUACAGUGUAAUCACUAUAAAAAUGCAGUUAGCAUAUGCAACCAUACAUAUGUACACAUAGAAUAUCUCUGGGCAGAUUCAUGAGAAACUAGUAACAUUGAUUGCUUCUGGGGAGAACUGGGUGGCAACCGGGAUUGGAAGGAUACUUACUUUUCAUUAUAUAUUCUAUCUUUCGAAUUUUGUAAAAUGAGCUGGGUUUAAAAUGAGCUUGUAUUGUCAUUCAGAAAUAAAGAGAAAAAUGUAAUGUAUAAUACUAAUAAUGAUCCUUACUCCUUUAUAAGGCAUGGAAAUUAACUCUUAGCUGAUAAUGUUGCUCACUGUUCCCAGAAAUGGCAUCGAUCAGCUCCAUGAGGAGGUCUAGGAAUAAGAUCACAGUGCUGGGAACCACAAAAUUUGCAUCCUGUCUUGUUUUCAUUUGGGUGUUGAUUUUUUAAAUUCCUUAUAUUCGCUUCAAAACCAAGACUUGAAGUUUCCUGUGACCCUUUGAACUCUCAGCUAGAGUGGCUUCUCCUUUCUGUUUCUGUAUCACAGUUUUAAGGCGUUAGAAACAGAAAUACCAAACAAUAAGAACAUGCACUGGUGAAAGGAAUACCCCUAUCCUUGAAAAGUAUAGUGGUGGCCCCUCCUCUGUAGGCCAGGGCAGAUGGGACAUGUGCCAUGCAGAACUGGACUCA